Molecule: messenger RNA, 2698 nt
Organism: Corapipo altera (White-ruffed manakin)
Lineage: Eukaryota; Metazoa; Chordata; Aves; Passeriformes; Pipridae
Gene: COLEC11
Product: collectin subfamily member 11
Exons: 9
Coding region: 1355-2188 (277 amino acids)
Source: RefSeq, a predicted model, not a curated record
UAGCUGGAAAAACUGUGAGCAUAGGGGGCAGACAGAUAAUUCACAAGCCUUUUUUGUAGCUAUCAGAGCUACUGUCUUACAAAUAUAGCAGCUAUUCAUUAGGGAGUAUUAAUUGGUAUAGUCAUACGUGCUACUCUCUAUUUGCUCUGGAAACUGAGAGAAGCCAUUUAUAUGUGUUGAAGUAUAAACUUCUGUAACAGUGGGGGGUGUUCUCAAAAUCCCACUUACCACAGGCAGCUGGCCCCAGUUUUUUUCCUGCUUGAACAUAUGUGGAGUACUGUGGUUUACCCAGGGCUCAAACUAGUCUAGCUGUUUAAGGUAAAAAUCAGAGUUGUUUAUUUAGAAGCUAUUUUUGAUAUCACAAAAGUGAUAUCAAAAGGUGUUUCAAAAAGAAAUAAUUUGUGAAGAUGCCUACCAUGUGGAUAAUUCAGCACUUACGUUGUUGUGAAGUGUUGAGAUGUGACUCUGAAAUAGUCGCAUGUUUUACUCAAGUCAAGAAUGCUGCAGGCAAUGGCAAGAACAGAGAAUUUCAGUAAGGGGAAAGUGUGUUAAUUAUCCAUGCAAGAUGUUCACACUUGCUGCUGUGUUUCAUAUGUUUUCAUAUCUGCUGAAGCAAAGCAAGAAAAGUGUUGUGCUGGGGCAGUGUGCAUGCAUGGCUUAGAGCUGAAUAGAUGUAAAUGGUUAAAAAGGGGUUCUCUGCUAGAGAGGAGGAGGGGAAAGUAAGAGUGCAUUCCCAAAAAAGUACAUUCCCAAAAUAAAAAGCUUACAUCAUGGACCUCUUCAGUUUUCCCACACUUCUUUCCUAAUUAUUAUCCUGCAGGACAGCUGAUCUAUUUCAAACAGGAAGCUGUUUACAGAUAACACUUGCAACUGUUUUGUCUGAUUUGUUGAACUGUCGAAAAGCAAAAGACAACCUCUUUUCAAAUUAAAAACUGUCAGACUUCUGUAAACAGCAGCAAUGAGGUUCAUCUGUGCAGUGUCCCUGCAGGCACAGAGCAUUCUGCAGUUCCCAUUUUCUCAGCAGCCAUAAGAAAUAAAACUAUGUGUGGGAAUAGCAUCAGGUACUCAUGUCAAUGCUUUGUAGGAAUGGGGCUGAACUGAGAUGGUUUAGACAUAGGUUUUAGAAGAACUGACACCUACAUUUGAACCCUGGCUGUUUAAUUCUGCUCUCCAGCUUGUCUAUCAAGAAACCUUAUCACCAGUCUGCUGGGUGCUCAUGCUGAAACUGCCUAAUUUCCAGGCUUUCAGCUGUGUAUCUGAACCACUUGGCUUGAAAGCCUCUCUGUCUGAUCUUCUGAAUCCUGAAGUGCCCCUGCUACAAAAAAAAGGAGUCAGUGACCUGUAAGUGCUCAUUAUGAAGAGAGAUCUGGUUUUCUUGGUGACUCUAAUUAGCCUUGCCUUCCUGUCACUACUAAGGUCUGGAUAUCCUCAACACAUUGCAGAGGAGUCCUGCUCUGUUCAGAUUCUUGUUCCAGGCCUCAAAGGGGAGACUGGAGAAAAGGGGGAGAAAGGUGCUCCAGGUCGUCCAGGCAGAGUUGGACCUCCAGGAGAAAAAGGAGAAAUGGGAGACAAAGGACAGAAAGGCAGCAUAGGACGGCAUGGAAAAAUUGGUCCUAUUGGUUCAAAAGGUGAAAAAGGAGAUAAUGGUGACAUAGGACCACCAGGUCCUAAUGGUGACCCAGGCAUCCCCUGUGAGUGCAGCCAGCUAAGGAAGGCUAUUGGUGAAAUGGAUAUCCAAGUAGCCCAGCUGACAACGGAACUAAAAUUCAUAAAAAAUGCACUGCCCUCCCCCGCAGCUGUUGCUGGUGUGCGUGAGACAGAUAAUAAGAUAUAUCUGCUGGUGAAGGAAGAGAAGAGAUACAAGGAAGCCCAGCUCUACUGCCAUGGAAGAGGAGGGACGCUGAGCAUGCCCAAGGAUGAGACUGCCAACAGUCUGAUUGCCUCGUACAUCAACCAAGCUGGGCUCACCAGGGUCUUCAUUGGGAUUAACGACCUAGAGAAAGAGGGAAAUUUUGUCUAUUCUGACCGGUCACCCAUGCAGACCUUCAACAAGUGGCGCAGUGGGGAGCCCAACAAUGCUUAUGAUGAGGAGGACUGUGUGGAGAUGGUGGCCUCUGGAGGGUGGAAUGAUGUUGCAUGUCACAUUACCAUGUAUUUUGUGUGUGAAUUUGACAAAGAAAAUGUCUAAGCUUCUCUGCUCUUUCUUUAUUUUAAGAAAAGUUUUUAAGCCAAUUUUACAGGUUACUCCAUGUUUAUGAGUUCAAGUGGCAUUUUGCAAGUAUGUAGCACCAAUGUUGUACAGCUGUAAAUACAAUUUAGGUAUUUCAAAUAUCAGUAUUUACCCUUUAGAAGGGAAGAGCAGUCAUAAGACAUAGCUUGUUUUUUUAUUUUUCUGUAGAAAAAUAUAUAUAUUUAGAUAAAAAUGUGGUUUGGGGCUAAAUUUUGCCCUUACAACAGUUAACGAAUGUGAUUACAUGACUGUAAAGGGAAGGCAGAAUUUGGCCUCUAGUUGUUAGAAUGCUUAGAAUUAGAUUCCUGAUAGUCUUUUAUCUUAGCAAAAUUUGUAGUUAUAAAUGUUAAUUGCUUGUAGUGCUACAGGGAUAUUUCAGCAACAAGACAAAUAUUUUGUAUACUCCAGUUAAUUAGUACAAAUAUUACUGUAGGUUUGUUGGUUGUUAAAAGUUUGUUUGUUUUUUUU